This is a messenger RNA of Aphanomyces astaci, 711 nucleotides long. RefSeq lists its product as hypothetical. Lineage: Eukaryota; Oomycota; Saprolegniomycetes; Saprolegniales; Verrucalvaceae. The record is from RefSeq and is a predicted model, not a curated record. The transcript is spliced from 4 exons. Bases 1 to 711 code for a protein of 236 amino acids.
AUGCGAGAACUACGCGACGUGAUGCAGCUGCGCGUCGUGCUGUUUCAACAGGGGGGACCCGUCAUUCCACCUGUGGAGCUAGGUGAAUGCGAUACAGGGGCGCUGGCCGAGCGAGAACUCGUGACGGCGGAGGGCGACUACGACACGGCGAUGCUGGUGGUGGUAUUGACCGAUGCCUCAGCGUACAUUGGGCUAUCCAAGGGUCACUUAGAGGGUCAAAACAUGCUGGAAUUGAAUCGCGUGGCGGGGCUCGUUUCUGUGCUUACGCGGCGUCACGGCGUUGAUAGCUUUCAGUACGGUCUCGCUGGAACUGACGCCAUCGCAGACUCCGUUUAUCGUUCGUUUCGAGUCACCCGACUAGCUGUGGUCCAUGACAAUCCAGGGGGCGAGCGAAGCUACCUCGAUCGCCCAACAUUGUGUUAUUUGAUUACUCGACGCCUUCUACCGCAAACCCGCACCGACAAGAAGCGGUCGUCGCUGCUGCUCAGUUCCGCGGCCAAGUACUUGUUUGAGCAGUCCCAUUGGAUACACCACGAGAUCUACUACAUGGACCCGGCGUCGGCGUUGUUCAGCGGACUAGUCAUGCUGCGCUGGAGCGAAUCGCUUUACGUGAUGGACAUCAACCUGUGGCGACUGUUGACGUUCGAACGUGGAUGCAGAAGACACGCUACCUCGACAUAUUUGCAGCUGGCGAUUCCGCACGUUGAAUAA